ACUCAGAAACCACACACACAGCAUGGCCCACAUCUCAGCUCCUGCCCUCGUCUUCUGUCUCAUCCUCUCCGUCUGUCUUUUUUCUCAGCAAGCUUCAGCCCUAGCCUGCUGCAGAAAGUAUUCCAGAGGAGAGCUGCCCAUUGGACUCAUCAGAGGAUACUCCAUCCAAACACUCCGGAAAAUCUGCAACAUCGAUGCCAUCAUUUUCCACACUCCUGGAGGUAAAAAUGUGUGUGCUGACCCUGCCAAACCCUGGGUGAUGGACAGAAUUCGCAUACUGAGGGAGAGAGCUCAGGCCCUGCGAAACAAGAAAAACAGAGCCCAGUGACCUGGAAUAUGAGCUUAAUCUUCG
This is a messenger RNA of Chanos chanos (milkfish), 352 nucleotides long. RefSeq names its product chemokine (C-C motif) ligand 20a, duplicate 3 (gene ccl20a.3). The transcript is spliced from 4 exons. Gene Ontology annotation, biological process: immune response. Gene Ontology annotation, cellular component: extracellular region. NCBI's taxonomy places the organism in Eukaryota, Metazoa, Chordata, Actinopteri, Gonorynchiformes, Chanidae. The record is from RefSeq and is a predicted model, not a curated record. Bases 23 to 328 code for a protein of 101 amino acids. Gene Ontology annotation, molecular function: chemokine activity.